Messenger RNA from Prosopis cineraria, 1760 nucleotides. RefSeq names its product ubiquitin-conjugating enzyme E2 34-like. NCBI's taxonomy places the organism in Eukaryota, Viridiplantae, Streptophyta, Magnoliopsida, Fabales, Fabaceae. The record is from RefSeq and is a predicted model, not a curated record. The coding region runs from base 678 to 1400 and encodes 240 amino acids. The transcript is spliced from 10 exons.
UUCUCUCUGGGCUGAUUGUCCUAAUGAUUUCGAUCGAUUUGGACUAGUCUAUGUUCGUUUGACUUUUAUGCUGCCCGCAUCUUUUUCAUGUCAUCAAUGGUGGAGUCUAGUUAGGGGCUCAUCUUUAAUGUUUCAUCUUGCAAUUUUGAUUCGUGGGCGGUAAAUUUUGUAGAAUUCAUGGUCCAAUUUCGGGAUACAAGGAAAUUCGUUAUACGCACAAUCAAUUUGCCCUACCUUUUAUUUUCUCCUUUUUUUGAUUUUUGUUUUGUUUUGUUUUGUUUUGUUUUGUUUGUUUGUUUGUUUUUUUUUUUUUUUUUGGUUUGUGAAUCUGGAUGAUCGGGUGGAAGUACUUGAGUAUUAGGCAUUUAAGUUGUGGAAACCGAAGGAAUACAAUUAAAGGGUAAAUCUAAAAGAUGGCAAAGUAGGCAGAAUACUCACAAACUGAUCUGCUGGGGAAGGAGCAGUCCAGCCGAGUAACACCUUGUUUCGAGGACAUAUAUGUAUUCCCAGGGACUUAAUGUUUAGCAGAAGGGGGGAAAAUCAUUCUUGCCUUCAAAAGCCCCAUCUCUAACAUCCUAUAGAACUCAUGUGCUAAGCAGGAAGCGAAGAUUAUUGUUGGGAUCAAAGAAAUAAAGUACAGUGUAGGGCUUUGCUCAAUACUGUUUGAAAUUCAUUGAAUGGCGGAGAAAUCAUGCAUGAAGCGCCUUCAGAAGGAAUAUAGAGCUCUUUGUAAAGAACCAGUGCCCCAUGUUGUUGCUCGUCCAUCACCUAAUGAUAUACUUGAGUGGCAUUAUGUGUUGGAAGGAAGUGAAGGAACACCUUUUGCAGGUGGAUAUUAUUAUGGCAAAAUCAAGUUUCCUCCUGAAUAUCCAUAUAAACCUCCUGGAAUCAGCAUGACUACACCUAAUGGACGCUUCAUUACGCAGAAGAAGAUCUGCUUGUCCAUGAGUGAUUUUCAUCCAGAAAGUUGGAAUCCUAUGUGGUCCGUAUCAAGUAUACUUACGGGGCUUCUAUCCUUCAUGAUGGACAGCAGUCCAACUACUGGCAGUGUGAGCACUACUACUGAAGAGAAGCAACGCUUGGCAAAAUCUUCCCUUGCUUUCAAUUGCAAGAAUGCAACAUUCAGGAAAAUGUUCCCUGAGUAUGUUGAUAAGUACAACCAGCAGCGGCUUUCCGAGCAAGCUGCCUCUGAAAAAACAGCAUCUGAGGUGGCAUCUCGGGACAAAAGUUCAAGGCCCAUGUUGAGAAAAGUUAGAGAGUCUACAGGAGAAGACACGAAAGCAGUAGAUGAAUUGAAAGAGGUGAGGAAUAACAGAAAGCAAUCUUUACCCACAUGGAUGAUGUUGUUGCUCCUCUCCAUUUUUGGGGUUAUAAUGGCAUUGCCUCUACUUCAGCUGUGAUCGUGGACCAAAAAAGAAUCUUUAUGGGUGUGUAUGAGGAUCCAUAAAGUGUCGUCCUUACUGGGUUUGGUUCUAUAAGCUACUUGGUUUUUUUUUUUUUUUUUUCUCAUGACUAACAUGAAUUGUAUAGGGAAUUGUUGACGUGAAGGCUGCUUUCUAUUUUUGGGCUGAUUCUACUCCUUUUUGUCUUCGGUGCCAGCUUCUUGGUGGCAAAUACCAAAAAGCUGCGUGCUUGUGGUUGUUCAAUAAAUCCAGUCUGAGGUCGUCUUCUGGUCUUGUUAUUGGUUAAAUGGUUUUGGUGUCAUGUAGUGUAUAUGCAUGCAAUGAUAAAUAUUUAAAUCCACGCAUUUGGGAUCCUCA